AUGUUAUCUCGUUCUGCAGAACAUGCUGUAGUUAUUUAUAAAUGUGUAACCACCAGCUGCCUUUUCUCACAGGUUUUUUUCUUUCUGAAAAAUACACUGAUAAGCAGCAAACAAGAAACGACCAAGACUACAUACAUUUGUAAAUAGUUAUCUUCAAAAGCAGUACAACUGGGAUCCAUAAAAACCAUGAAAAGCCAACUAAUAGGAUUUUUUAUGAACUUUUGUAUUUCUUUUUCACUUGCUUUGUAUUUUCAGGUUGGAGAAAGAGAAGAGAAAUGUAUAAUUGAAGAUAUUCCCAGCGACACACUGGUAAUUGGGAAUUACAAAGUACAACGCUGGGAUAUACAUAAACAAGAAUUUCUUGAAUCUGCUCCUGGUUUGGGAAUGUUUGUGACUGUCACAACUCCUUCUGAUGAGGUACUACUGUCAAAACUGUAUGGGCCACAAGGAACAUUUUCUUUUACAUCCUAUAUAUCUGGGGAGCAUGCUAUCUGCUUAGAGUCUAACUCCACAAGAUUUGUGGCAUUUGCAGGAAGUAAACUGCGUAUUCAUUUGGACAUUAGAGUUGGAGAACAUUUUUUGGAUGAAUCUGUUGCUCAAGCCAAAGACCAAAUGAGUGAAGUUUACUUUAACCUAGAACAUCUAAUGGAGCAAAUUCGUCACAUAUCCAAAGAACAAAACUAUGAAAGAGAGCGUGAAGAAAAAUUUCGGAAGACAAGUGAAGAAACCAACAGCAAUAUCUUGUGGUGGGCUGUUGUACAAACAUUAAUCCUCAUUUCUGUUGGAAUUUGGCAAAUCAAAUCCCUCAGAGAUUUCUUUAUAUCUAAGAAGCUUGUUUAA
Molecule: messenger RNA, 840 nt
Organism: Colius striatus (speckled mousebird)
Lineage: Eukaryota; Metazoa; Chordata; Aves; Coliiformes; Coliidae
Product: transmembrane emp24 domain-containing protein 11
Biological process (GO): Golgi organization; intracellular protein transport; endoplasmic reticulum to Golgi vesicle-mediated transport
Cellular component (GO): endoplasmic reticulum; Golgi apparatus; endoplasmic reticulum-Golgi intermediate compartment
Source: RefSeq, a predicted model, not a curated record